AUGGGUAACCUUCUCUUGGCCGCCUUGUUCGCGUUCGCUGCAGUCGGCGUCGUUGCAGAUACAUGUAACCCGUUGAACACGAGAUGUCCUCCCAACGUAGGACUGGCAAACAGUACUUAUACAAUCGACUUCACACAGCAGACUACGAUUCCACCUGAUUGGACUCUCUCCAACUAUGCCAGUCUCAAUUUCAGCUCUAAAGGAGCUGCAUUCACCGUAGCCAAGCGCUUCGACUCUCCUCAAUUGUGGACCAACUGGUACAUCCAUUAUGGUAAGGUCGAGGUCGUAGCUCAAGUUGCUCCUGGCACAGGCAUUGUCUCCUCUGCUGUUCUCAUGUCCGACGAUCUAGAUGAGAUCGACUUUGAGUUCAGCGGAAACAACUUCGGAGAUACUGUCUCGAAGGGACAGAACAACUACUAUGGAAAGUCGCAGUUCCAUACUUAUACCUUUGAUUGGACUUCCACAGCCUUGACUUGGUCUAUUGAUGGCACCGUUGUCAGAACUCUGUACGCUGCCAAUGCUGACAGUGGCUCCCAUCAAUACCCUCAGACACCAGCAAAAUUACAGUUGGGAAUUUGGGCAGGAGGCGAUUAUGGAAACGCGUGGGGUACAGUGGACUGGGCAGGAGGAUAUACAGACUACACCAAAGCUCCUUUCACCAUGUAUGUGAAAAGCGUCAAUAUAACAAACUACAACCCUGCCUACACCUACAACUACACCGACAAUUCUGGAAGCUCUGGAAGCAUAAAAUACCUCUCAGCGCCCGCGGUCUCGUCAACCAGCACAACAAAUAAACCUGCUUCGAGCGCUGUCACUCAAACGAAAAGCACAGGUUCUACUUCUGUACCAGUCAAAGUCUCUACGACAUGUGCUGGCAAUCCGCCACCAGCACCGACUCAGAACGGGAUCGUCUCUGGCUGUACUCAGUGGUCUACCGCUAAGUCGGGAGACACAUGUCUUGGGAUUGCUGCAAAGUUCAAUAUCACCAACGAGCAAUUCAUGGCAUGGAACCCAGCAGUUGACCCUCCACUGUGCUACAACAUGUGGCUGAAUUACGGCUAUUGUGUAUCUACAGAUUGCGCGCUUAUGAGCACAUCGUCGACGGUCGUUUCCACAACUGUCUCGCCUAGCUCAUCCCGUUCCACAACUGUGACCACAAGCGCUACUUCAAUCUCUACCGUUGUUGUGUCAUCCUCGUCACUGCCAACGACUACUAUCAGCCCAACCUCGAGCACUAGCGCUUCUAGAACCUCCAGUGUCUCCAGUAGUUCCAGCACCUCAACCACUUCCAGCACUGCUUUGCAAGGAUCGUCUUUGCCAGCGACAUCAGGAUCAAGCACCUCGAUCGCAACAUCGCUUUCCUCGUCUUCUUCUGUAUCAUCAAGUGUUGUCAGCUCGCAAAGCACAACCGCUGCCUCAUCUCCCGUAACUUCGUCGUCGCUGACCCCGAGCACACUGUGUCCUGGGUCAGACGGACAAAGUUUGGUGAAUCGGGGCAGAAAUGCCUAUACCAUUAAGUGUGCUUCUGACUCUAGCAAAGCGUCUUACACAAGCGCUUACCCUCUCCACUCUUAUCUCGAUUGCUUGAAUUUGUGUGAUGAAGCAGCAGAUACUGGUUGUACCGCGUUCACAUACGUGGGCAACUCAAAUGGCAAUGGGUCUGGCAUCUGUUAUCUGAAGAGCGCCUCCGGAACUUUCACGGCCGCUCCAAACAACUACAUCUCCGGCGUUUUGUCUGUAAACAACUCAUCUGGGAGCAGUGCAACUCAGACAGGAUCCAGCGCUUCUUCAGGAUCCUCGACUUCUUCAUCUGCAGCAGUGACCAGUUCUUCAAGCGUCCUUCCUCUCGCCAGUCUUUCGGCUGAGCUUUGUCCUGAUGCUGCAACACAGAGUUUCGUCACGUCUCAAAGCGGGUCGCUUUACUUCAUGCGCUGCAGCUCUGACACGAACAUAGGAUCAUACAGCAACAGCAAGGCUUCUGCUUCCUGGAAAGAUUGCAUGAGCAGCUGUGAUAGCGAUUCGAGAUGCGUCGCCUUCACGUACGUUGGCGGCAAUGGCGGCAAAGGAACAGGAGUAUGCUGGUUCAAGGACGCUCAAGGUAGUGCGGUCAUUGCUGGGCCAAACUACUCAUCAGGUGCAUCUGUGAGUAGUAUUAAAACAGGUAAUCUGGCUGUUUCUUCCAGUUCUCCAACAACAAGCUCCUUGACUUCCAGUACAUCGACUGCUUCAACAUCUUGGGCCACAAAUUCGGCGGGUAACAACUACACCAUAUACCGCGGCAGUGACACGAACUACGGCGCAUAUACCAAUGUCCCGGCAACGAACUCUUUCAUGGACUGUACGACUGCUUGCGACAAGGAUUCGAAGUGCACAGCAUGGACGUAUGUUGGAGGUAGCCGUGGCAUAGGAAGUGGGUCCUGUUGGCUGAAGAGCCAACUUGGUCAGCCUGUCCCAAGCAACAGCGACAACGUAAUCUCAGGCUCACGCUUGACUCAGGGUGUCAGAAUGCGCCGAGCUGUAUCUUCCUGGUGGAACAGUAUCACAUCGAUCAAGUCCACAGCCACUAAGACUGAACGUCUUGCGACCACCAUACCUAAACCGCCGCCGCAACCUGCUUGGGCUCGCUAUUACACACAUGGCGGCUGA
Aureobasidium musti is the source of this 2646-nucleotide messenger RNA. The record is from the annotation of a GenBank genome assembly. Lineage: Eukaryota; Fungi; Ascomycota; Dothideomycetes; Dothideales; Saccotheciaceae.